AUGAAGCACCUUGUUGCAUUCACCCUCAAUGCCGCUCUCGUGCUGGGCGUCGUUGUCCUGCAACGGCGUGAGGAGCCGGGCCAGCAGCAUCCUCUGAUCGACAGCUUUCGUCAUUCCCCUGACACCGCACCGACAGACGGCCUCGUUCGCCAGUGCAUCGCACCGGGCGUGGUCUGCGUCGACAGACACGGGGCCAACCUUCCCUAUCCCUUCUGGCGGGAUUCCCCGAACGGCACCUACGCCACGAACCUGGCGGACAUCGAGUUCCACCGCGGCCGAGGCGGAAGCAAGGUGACCUCCUGGGAGCAGGUGGAACGCGCCGACUUUGUGGUCUUCGACGAGGAGCGAGGCCGCAAACUCCUCGGCGACAACCCCAGCGUGGACUUUGUCUUCUCCGUCAAUCCGUGGGCGCUGCACGAGGCCCCCACGUUCGUGCCGGGCCUGCGCAAGAUCUUCUUCUCGGAGCUGUCGCCCAUGCUGGAGCAGUUCGUCAUCGACCUGAACGUCGACCCGCCCACCCUGUCCGACGAAUUCCGGGCCGAUCCGCCCAUCUACGUGCCCAACGGCGGCUUCUACCACGACGGCCUGAUCUACUACUCCGUGGCCGGCAGCAGCGACAAACACCAGCAGCGGCCGGGCAUCGUCACCCUCGACCCCUGGACGAACCGGUCCGCCACGCUGCUGAACAACUACUACGGCCUGACCUUCACCGACUGCGACGACGUCCUCGUCGACCCCGUCACCGGCUUCGUCUGGUUCACCGUCCCCUACUACUCCUGGUGGCUGGAGGUGGCCGACACCCCGCCGCAGCUCAAGUCGGCCACCUACCGCUUCGAUCCCGCCACGGGGGCCACCGUCGUCGUGAAUGACGAGAUGCGCUCGCCCAACGGCAUCGCCCUGAGUCCCGACCGGCGCCACGUCUACAUCUCCGACACCGAGGCCGCGGGCCAGUCGGCGCCCAUCUCGCUCGAUCUGCCCAGCCCCGGCGUGGCCGGGCUGCUGUUCAACACCACCGGCAAGCGCACCAUCUACAAGUUCGAUCUCAUCGACCACGGCCGCGCCAUCGCCAACAAGCGGCCCAUCCACUACGACGCCAUCGGCACGGUGCCGGACGGCCUCAAGGUCGCCCGCAAUGGAUGGGUGGUGACGGCCAGCGGCAAUGGGCUGAGCGUGAUGGACGAGUAUGGGGAUAUGAUUGCGCGCGUGCAGAUCAAUUUCACGGUCAACAACUUUGUCUGGUCGGACGUGGACGACUACCGUGAGGUGUGGAUGGUAGGCCAGGGAGGCGUAGGACGCGUGAGAUGGAAUCUGCAGGGUCAAAAGGCUGUUUGA
Messenger RNA from Aspergillus thermomutatus, 1332 nucleotides. RefSeq names its product SMP-30/gluconolactonase/LRE family protein. The record is from RefSeq and is a predicted model, not a curated record. The transcript has a single exon. Bases 1 to 1332 code for a protein of 443 amino acids. NCBI's taxonomy places the organism in Eukaryota, Fungi, Ascomycota, Eurotiomycetes, Eurotiales, Aspergillaceae.